UUGACGAAAAAAAUUUAAUAAAGCAAAUAAGAUGUAUUUAACACAAGUAUUAUAAUUUAAUGUUUAAAUUUAGAAAACUUACCAUAGAAUAUUAUUGUUUUAAAUAAUUAUUCAAUAAAUGAUUUAAAUCUAACCUCAAAGCUGUUUGCUAUAAUUUAAAAUGGACGUAAGCACAUUGUUUCGAGCUAGCGUAAAGAGCGUAAGCAUACGUCAAAAGGCGUUGGACGAUGACAAGUCAAAAUUAUUUCCUAGAAAACUACGUCAUGAGUCAAAUUUCUACAAAAAAUCUCUAGCAGUCACCACCCAAAUAACGAGAUUGAAAGAAUUUUUAUUAGAAAAUAGGUCUGCAUAUUUAAAUUUCUCCGGACAUUUAAUCAGCCAGCCGAGGAUGAGCGACGCUGAACGCGAUAAGAUCGACAAUGGAGCCCAGGAGAUUAUCAGCAAAUGCUCGCAGUUGAUAAAAGAACUGAAGCGAGAAGCUGCUGAUACAGAUGUAUCUCAACAGCAUCACGAACACCAAGAAAUAAUGCUAUUUUUAAUCGACGAGUAUUUAAAAAAUGUAUGCAAAAUUUAUUCUGAGCAAAAAGCUAUCCGGGUUAAAAAAAUGGUCGAGCUGAAAAAUUUGUCCAAGUUGGAGCUCAACAUUAAAUCGAUUGAAGAAAAUUCUUUUAAGCCUCCUUUGAAUUCUGUUGAAGAAAAGAAAACCUCGUCGGCUAGCUCGAGUCCUCUGAAGGUCCAGGAGAUGAACGGAGACGUCAACUCUCUGGCAUACGAAGAAGAAUUAUCAACGGAGGAUGUCCAGAUGUUUGAAGCUGAAAAUGAACAGCUGUACAAUGAAUUAAAUACUGUCACCGAAGAAGUUAAGCAAAUUGAAAGCAAAGUCGUUCACAUUGCCGAGCUCCAGGAAGUUUUCACCGAAAAAGUCCUGGCACAGGAUCACGAUCUAGAGAAAUUGGUCACUACUGUUGUUGGCUCCACGGAGAAUGUCAAGGAAGCGAAUGAGCAAAUUCGUCAAGCUAUUCAACGCAAUGCCGGACUUCGGGUUUGGCUGCUCUUUUUCCUGCUGGUCAUGUCUUUCUCCCUUCUCUUCCUCGAUUGGUACAAUCCUUGAAUAAAAUAACUUAAUAAUAAUUAAGACUUAAAUAUGUAUAUGUUUUUUACAAAAAAAGGUUUAAAAUAAAUCAGAUCUGUGAUUUGCCAAAAUAUGCCAA
Cotesia glomerata is the source of this 1211-nucleotide messenger RNA. RefSeq names its product syntaxin-18 (gene Syx18). Gene Ontology annotation, biological process: retrograde vesicle-mediated transport, Golgi to endoplasmic reticulum. The coding region runs from base 161 to 1111 and encodes 316 amino acids. The transcript is spliced from 2 exons. NCBI's taxonomy places the organism in Eukaryota, Metazoa, Arthropoda, Insecta, Hymenoptera, Braconidae. Gene Ontology annotation, cellular component: endoplasmic reticulum; SNARE complex. The record is from RefSeq and is a predicted model, not a curated record.